Gracilinanus agilis (Agile Gracile Mouse Opossum) is the source of this 1559-nucleotide messenger RNA. It is a transcript of the gene TUBD1, whose product is annotated as tubulin delta 1. Gene Ontology annotation, molecular function: GTP binding; structural constituent of cytoskeleton. The transcript has 8 exons. The coding region runs from base 198 to 1559 and encodes 453 amino acids. Gene Ontology annotation, cellular component: cytoplasm; microtubule. The record is from RefSeq and is a predicted model, not a curated record. Gene Ontology annotation, biological process: mitotic cell cycle; microtubule cytoskeleton organization. Lineage: Eukaryota; Metazoa; Chordata; Mammalia; Didelphimorphia; Didelphidae.
GGGUUCCCCUUUAACUGAGCCUGAAUAUUAUUAUUACUGUUAUAUAAUGUUGCUUAAUAUGUCACUACUUUGUGAUGUGUAUGCAUGUGUAUUUUUAUUACCCUUGAUGAUAAUCCCUAAUUAUUUUCAAAGACACAAUUGUGCCCUAUUCUGCUUUAUUCCUUUUUUUUUUUUUUUUAGGAAAAGGAUUGGUCAUCAUGUCAGUAGUCACAGUUCAACUUGGUCAGUGUGGCAAUCAAAUUGGUUAUGAAGUAUUUGAUGCCAUAUGUAGAGACUUACAUAGUACCCAGGGAUUCUGCUCUAAGAAAGAAAAUGAAGUCUAUCAAGCAUCUUGCAAAGAACAUUUCUUUAAUGAGGAUAAAAGUGAAGUUCCAGUUGCCCGAGCAUUGCUUAUUGACAUGGAGCCCAAAGUGAUCAGUCAAACACUAUUAAAAGCUGCCCAUUCUGGCAGAUGGAAGUAUGGUCAACAUUCACACUUCUGUCAAAAACAAGGUUCUGGAAAUAAUUGGGCCUAUGGCUAUAAUGUUCAUGGGCCCAAGCAUGAAGAAUCUAUCAUGAAUCUAAUUCAGAGGGAAGUAGAGGAAUAUGACUCUCUAAGUGGAUUUUCUAUUAUUAUGAGUAUGGCAGGAGGCACAGGAUCUGGCUUGGGAGCCUUCCUCACACAGAACUUAAGAGAUGCUUAUCCAAAUUCUUUUAUAAUGAAUCAGGUUAUAUGGCCCUAUGGAACUGGUGAGGUUAUUGUACAGAACUACAACUCAGUUUUGACUCUUUCCCAUCUAUAUCGAUCUUCAGAUGCACUUCUUGUUCAUGAAAAUGAUGUGGUGCAUAAGAUAUGUGCUAAAUUGAUGAAUAUCAAACAAAUCUCCUUUAGAGAUGUAAAUCAAGUCAUUGCCCAUCAAUUGGGAAGUGUAUUCCAACCUACCUACUCUUCAGAAGAUUCAUUUCAGUACAGAAGAAACCCAUUAGGAGACUUGAUGACAACCUUGGUUCCACACCCUGAAUUCAAGAUGCUAAGUCUACGUAACAUUCCUCAAAUGUCUGAAAACUCAUUGGCUUACACCACCUUUGCCUGGGCUGGAUUGCUUAAGCAUUUAAGACAGAUGCUCAUUUCUAAUGCUAAAAUGGAAGAAGGUAUCGAUUGGCAGGUACGACCACCUUUGUCAGGACUUCCUGCUCUUGAGAAGGUCUCCCCCAACAAGGAACUCCAUUUUAACACUUCCAUAGCUAACUUGCUCAUCCUUCGUGGUAAAGAUGUGCACAGUGCAGACACAGGGGGCUUUAAAGAUCCGGCUUUAUAUACUUCCUGGCUCCAGCCUAGUGAUGCCUUCUGUGAAUGGAGAACACACCGAGCCUUUAACAAAUAUGAGAAAUCAGCGGCUUUGGUCAGCAACAGCCAGUUUUUACUAAAACCACUUGAUACCAUCGUAGGCAAAGCUUGGAAUAUGUUUGCUUCAAAAGCCUAUGUUCACCAGUACACAAAGUUUGGAAUUGAAGAGGAGGACUUUUUAGACAGCUUCACAGUAUUAGAGCAAGUUGUUGCCAGUUACUGCAACCUUUGA